GAGUGCAGUUGUUGCGGUGGAACGUGGAACUUCCCCGUAGUGACUCGAAGUCAUAUCCAAAUCCACGACCCCUCUAUCGGAGACUUUUUCGGUUAUGUCGUGUGGCUCGUACCGCGGUCUUGGCCCCAGAAACUCGGCCCGAGGGAGCCCCAGGAAAUCGUGAACGGCGGACGGCUCUCUGUUCGGCGCCGUCGACGGCCACCCGACACCCGAGAAUGGACGUGAAGGAAGACGACAACGUGUGCAUCGUCUGCUGGCGUGAGAUCCAGGUGUACGCCAUCGGGCUCUGCGACCACCCCGUCUGCCACGAGUGCUCGACCAGGAUGCGGGUGCUCUGCCGCAAGAGCGAGUGCCCGAUCUGCAGGCGAAACCUGCCCAAGGUGAUCUUCGUGAAGGAGGCCCGGCCCUUCGAGGAGCUGAACCGGCGACUGUACCCGGUGGACGCGCACCCGCAGGUGUGCUUCGAGGACGACCAGGUGCGCCAGGCAUACCGGGCCCUGCUCGAGAACCGCUGCAAGUACUGCCCACCGGGGGCCAAGCGCCCGGUCUUCGCCAGCUUUGGCAUGCUGCGCACCCACGUGCGCAGGGAGCACCACCGCACCUACUGCGACCUCUGCGUCGAGCACCUCAAGAUCUUCCCCGGGGAGCGCACGGCCUACUCGAAGAAGGACCUUAGCCGGCACCUGCACUCCGGGGACCUGGAGGACACCUCUCACAAGGGCCACCCGCUCUGCCAGUUCUGCGACGUGCGCUACUUUGACCACGACGAGCUGUACCGCCACCUGCGCCGAGAGCACUACUACUGCCACUUCUGCGGGGAUGACUACCGCCUCCAGUACUACCGCAACUACGAGUACCUGCGGGAGCACUUCCGGCAGGAGCACUUCCUGUGCGAGGAGGGGGACUGCCGCAACGAGACGUUCACGGCGGCCUUCCGCAGUGAGAUUGACCUCAAGGCCCACCGGGCGCAGCACCACAACCGCAGCAUGACCAAAGCCCAGGCCAAGCAGGCUCGCACCCUCGACCUGGAGUUCUCCAUCGCCCCACGGGCCGGCGUGUCGGGCAACCACGAGGACGGCAGCCACGCGCGACGUCUGCCCAGGCAAGGCGGACACCAGAGGCCGAACCGGAGCGGCGCUCUCCCGCAGAACAACAGGGAGGAGCAGCCAGCCAGGGGCCCCCCGAGCACCGCCCAGCGGCCGGCGGAGAGGCAGGCGCAGACCCUGGACCUGACCUGGGAGGCGCCGCCCCCCGUGGACUACCAGUGCGACAAGGAGUUCCCGCAGCUGGGUGGAGAAGGCGCCGGGCCGGGGACGGGCCCGUUCCUGCCCACGCCGUACUCGUCUCGCAGGCCCGAGCAGGUCAACUUCGACAGCGUGGACGAGUUCCCGUCGCUCAAUCCGUCCGCCCCUCCCCCGCGGCCCGCGUCGGCCGUUCCCCGGGCUCGGCCGCCUGCCGCGAGGGCCUCGUCGUCCGCCAAGCCGCAGUCCAACGGGCAGGCGAAAGGUGGCCAAGAGGACCGGAACAACAACGCCGGUGGUGACCCGGACUCCCGUCGCAACGGCGGUGCCAACGUAACCGUUCGUCUGGUGCAGCCGCCUCCCGCGGCAAGUCAACCGUCGGCCGCAGCGUGCGCGCGAGACGGUUCUAAGGCGCACUCCUCUGCGCGUGGACCUCCGAAGCCGGCUUUCGAGGAAGACUUUCCCGCACUCGCGUCCCGCGUCGUGCCCCGGAUGUCGGCAGCGUCUGCAACUUCCGCGGAGGCGGGGUCGUCGUCCCGGCAGCAAAUCAAGACAAAGAAAAAGAAAGCGGACGAGCCGAAGCGAGCUGAUCCCCAAGCCCGAAAGCCCGCGCCCGUAGUCGACGGUCAUCCGCCCGCCACAGAGUCGUCCGCCGUCGAGCCUUCCGCGCUUCACCGCGCGGCGUCUGCCCCGAAGCCAUCCGCCGCAACGGACGACGCGACAAACGGCACGAACGCGACUGACAACCUGCUCCAGCUCAUUUCCGCCGCAAGAAAAGGAAAUGCGACACACCCCCAGCCGUCGGGCGGCGAGAGCUCCGACUCCGAGGAGGAAGAGCGACGCGCGCUCUCCCAGAAGGACUUUCCGCACCUCAACGGCCGAGCCACGGCGGCCCCGCCGGGGUUCCGGAAGCCCAAGCCGCCGCCGGGAUUCGCGCGUCCCGGAGCGGACCGUUCCCGGCCGGCAGACGUCUCGCUGGCACCGGGGGCCGCCACCGUGCCGUCGGUCCCGCAGGCUCCGCAGUACACGCAGCCGGCCAGGUUCCAGCAGCGCAACCUGGAGCUGAUUGUGGAGAUCCAGAAGAGCCUGGCCGGGGACCAGUUUGGCCGCUUCAAGGCGCUCUCCGGGGCCUUCCGCCGGGGCACGCUCUCUGCGGCCGACUACUUUUCCCACUGCCUGGAGCUCUUCGGAGCCGAGGAGCGCUUCCUGGCGGUCUUCCCCGAGCUGCUCUUCCUGCUGCCGGACAUCCGCAAGCAGCGGGAGCUCAUGGCGACCUACAACGCCCGCCGGAAGGCGUGUGGGGCGUCGACGGGUGCCCUGCCCAAGGGUGCGGCCGUGCAGCUGCUUGUGUGUGCCACCUGCCAGCAGGUGCUGUCGGCGGACGACUUCCGCAGCCACCGGACUCUGCACGACCCCGCCUAGGGACGGAUCGGUUUACCGGACCGACUCACCACGACGUCCCUCCUUUCUUUUACACUCUAGGCACUUUACAAGUUUGCUUUUAGUUUUGUCUCGUUGCGUCUGCUCGACCUUUUUGGCAGAGGGUCGAUCGCGAACUUGGAAGCAACGACGGCGAAAGGAGCCUCGAAUAUACUCCGUUCACCCUUAAGCCGAGACGGCAGCCAAAGGCGGGAGCACGAGCUAGCUUGCGCUCCUGCCUUUGAGAAGUGCCUUUCUAGCACGGGCGCUCGUUCUGCGGAAGAAUGUUUCAAAGUCGCAAUCACGUGCUUGCCGUAUUUUCUGCACUCUCGGCUUAAGGAUGAUUGGAGUAUAGUCUGGACUUUCCGUGGCAAGUCGAAACGGAGGUGUCUUCGGAUCCGCGGCGGCAAUUAGCCGUUCCAUGCAAGAGGGAGGGAGGUGGCAGAGUCCACGACGUGAACCGGAUCCCGGGUUUAUAACAGUGGCCGACGAAACGGGCGCGCUUCUUCGUGGGGAAUGGAGAAGAUUUUACGCGUCUUGGAAAGAGGGCGGAAUUUGUGCGUCGCUGAUGCCUCUGGUGUUUGGAACGCCACUGAUCAUCGGGGAAUGUUUGCAUUACGCAGCAGGAGUAUCUGUACAGCCUAGUUGCUAGUUCUGGCCGGACCGUAUCCAAUUGACGAAACCACCUGUUCGUGGAUGCGACCAUAACGCUCAAAACUCGUUUGCUUCGGAAAUUACGGUCGUUUAGCGGUCACGGUGAAUGACCAUUCUUAUUUCUUUUUUUACCUUUCGAACCUCGUCGCUAGUUUGGGCGUCGCGCUUUGGUAGGUAUCGCCCUCGGAAGCUACUCGUUUCAUGUUUUUGUGCUUUUGCCACUCUUCGUCUUUUUGCUAUUGUUUCGUCGGCGCCUUCGGCGAGAGCUCGUUAAUUCUACCGCCGUAGCAGCAGUGGCUUUUUAGGUUGCCUCGCAAAGGCACAUUUCUGAUGGAGUGGACCGUUUGCUCAUGUGGCGAGAGAAAGCACAAGCUGGUGCUUUCUCCCUCGCUCUCGACGAGAACUCUGUCAUUUCAUCUGCCAGUCGAACUGCGCUUAGAAACAAAUUUUUAAUGCGACAUUGUUUUCUCUGCUAGUUUUCUCGGUCAAAUCGGACACUGCAUACUCUCACAGACCGUUUCUAUUCAGAGGAGGCGGUGUAAGGAACUCGAGAAAGAAUGAUUUCGAGGUGGUUUUUCAGUGAGUAAAUUAUUGUUCUCGUUAAAAA
Ixodes scapularis (black-legged tick) is the source of this 3921-nucleotide messenger RNA. Its product is annotated as E3 ubiquitin-protein ligase ZNF598. The transcript is spliced from 6 exons. Lineage: Eukaryota; Metazoa; Arthropoda; Arachnida; Ixodida; Ixodidae. Bases 216 to 2663 code for a protein of 815 amino acids. Gene Ontology annotation, molecular function: ribosome binding; ubiquitin protein ligase activity. Gene Ontology annotation, biological process: rescue of stalled cytosolic ribosome; protein ubiquitination. The record is from RefSeq and is a predicted model, not a curated record.